Molecule: messenger RNA, 2118 nt
Organism: Mycosarcoma maydis (corn smut)
Lineage: Eukaryota; Fungi; Basidiomycota; Ustilaginomycetes; Ustilaginales
Product: putative gamma-glutamylcysteine synthetase
Exons: 1
Coding region: 1-2118 (705 amino acids)
Biological process (GO): glutathione biosynthetic process
Cellular component (GO): glutamate-cysteine ligase complex
Molecular function (GO): glutamate-cysteine ligase activity
Source: RefSeq, a predicted model, not a curated record
AUGGGGCUACUCUCACUCGGUACGCCGAUGGAGUGGAAGGAUGCUCAGCCUCUGGCAUCCCACGUUCGAAAGCACGGCAUCCAGCAAUUUCUGUCUUUGUGGAGCAAGAUCAAGGACCGACGUGGUGACAUCUUGCUAUGGGGCGACGAGAUCGAGUACAUUGUCGUCUCAUUCGACGAAGAGACGCAGAACGCCAAGCUCUCUCUGCGCCAGGAAGAGAUCCUCAAGGUGCUCUCCGCAAGUGACCAGGAGACGCGCGAGUCGGCUCCCGCUCUUGCGGCUCAGAUCCCCACCUUUCAUCCCGAAUUUGGUCGCUUCAUGCUCGAGUCGACGCCUGGAUCACCAUAUGGCGCCAGUCCGAAAGAGCUGAGAGGCGUCGAGCGAAACAUGCGUCUGCGUAGACAGAUUGCUCGCUCCCAUCUCAAACCCAACGAGCUGCCCAUCACGCUCACCUCGUAUCCACGCCUCGGUGUUACGGAUGCGCCUUUCACAGAGCCUCACUACCCUCCAAACGGUGAUGCUUCGCGUUCCAUGUUUCUUCCCGAUGAGCUCAUCAACCCACAUGCUCGCUUCCCCACCUUGGCCGCCAACAUUCGCAAGCGUAGAGGCUCCAAAGUCGCCAUCAACAUGCCCAUCUUCAAGGACAUCAACACACCUUCCCCCUUUAUCGACCCAAGCAUCCCGUGGGAUCGUGACCUGUUCCCAGAAGAUGCCGAAGCCAAGGCGGGCGCCGCCAAGCCAGAUCAUAUUUACAUGGACGCCAUGGGUUUCGGCAUGGGUUGCUGCUGUCUGCAGGUCACCUUCCAGGCAUGCUCGGUGCAAGAAGCGCGGACCGUCUACGACCAGCUCAUCCCUAUCGGCCCUCUCCUGCUUGCGCUGACCGCCGCAUCUCCAGCAUACCGAGGCUACCUCUCAGACGUCGACUGUCGAUGGAACGUCAUUUCUGCCGCAGUCGACGACCGCACACCACAAGAGAGAGGCGAGCCUGCGCUUGCCUUACCCGGACAUACACCGCGUGGAGGACUCGACCAUGAUGCCCAAAAAAUUCCGAAAUCCAGGUACGACUCGGUCGACUCGUACAUUUCCCUGGAUCCCCUCAAUCGUCGCAGCUACAACGACAAUCCACUGCCCAUCAAUGCCGACGUCAAGCAGCAGCUGCUCGAAGCUGGCGUCGACGAUCUUCUCGCGGACCACCUUGCGCACCUGUUCAUCCGCGAUCCGCUCGUCAUCUUCAGCGAGAUGGUUGACCAGGACGACGAGACGAGUACCGACCAUUUCGAGAACCUGCAGUCCACCAAUUGGCAGACAAUGCGUUUCAAACCGCCACCACCCGGCGGUCGCAUCGGCUGGCGUGUAGAGUUCCGUAGCAUGGAGGUGCAAAUCACGGAUUUUGAGAAUGCUGCAUUCUCCGUGUUCAUCGUUCUUCUCACCCGAGCUAUCCUCAGCUUUGGCUCAAACUUUUACAUGCCCUUGACCAAGGUGGACGAGAACAUGGCUCGCGCACACCGACGUGAUGCCGUGAAUCACGAAAGGUUCUGGUUCAGAAAGGAAGUAUAUCGAACGCGCAACCGUCAUGCUUCCCGACAAGCUUCGCGGCAGGUCUCGAGGUGCAACUCGGUAGAGAAUUUACACAGUGGGAGCAGACCCAUCAACAGCAACAGUCACAGUCACAGUAACGGCAAUGGACGAGCUAGUCCGCAGAGUAUUGGCUCGUCCUCGGAUGGCUGUGUGGAAGAGGAAGAGUACGCCGAAUUUUCCAUGGACGAGCUGAUGAACGGCAAAGGCGACGAAUUUCCGGGUCUGGUCGGGUUAGUGUACAACUACCUCGACAGCCUCAACAUUGAUGUCGAGACACGCUGCGAAAUGGGUCUUUACUUGGAUCUCGUAUCACAGCGUGCAAGUGGCAAGUUGAUGACAACGGCAACGUGGAUCAGGCAGUAUGUACGCAACCACGCCGACUACAAGGGUGACUCGGUGGUGAGCCAAAAAAUCAACUACGAUAUGAUCAAGCAGCUCGACCUGAUCGAGAGGGGAGAGGUGGACGCGCCUGGAUUUUUGCCUCGUGCAUACGCCCAGCGAAGGAAGAGCCAGGAGACCAAGCCUGAGCUCAAGGCUUAG